AUGUUAUACAAUGGUCAUAUCAAUGUUGAAUAUUGCAACAAGUCAAAUGCAAUCAAAUAUCUCUUCAAAUAUGUUAGCAAAGGGCCUGAUAGAGUAAAUGUUGACAUAUCCAAUCAGAACAAAGAUUACACGGAGUCUGAGGUCAAAGAUGAAAUUAAACAAUAUUAUGAUUGUAGAUACCUUACUCCGUGUGAAGAAGUUUGGAGGACAUUGAAAUUUUUUAUUCAUGUCGAAUGGCCUUCAGUUAAAAAUGUGACAUUUCAUCUUCCAAAUAAACAAAGUGUGUGUUUUAAAGAUCAUGAUGAUUUAAAGCGCGUGGUAGACAAGGCUACUGAAAAAGACACUAUGUUUAUAGCUUGGAUGAAAGCCAAUUGUAAGUAUGGUGAAGGAAAAGCCUUUACAUAUGCAGAGUUCCCAUCCCAUUUUGUAUAUGAUGAAGACGCUCAUUCAUGGCAUCCAAGGAAAAAAGGGACAUCUAUUGGAAGACUCCAAUAUAUUCCUCAUGGAGUUGGUGAAUUUUAUUACUUGAGAAUUUUAUUAACUCUACAGAAAGGUUGCACAAGUUGGGAGAGCAUUCGCACUGUGGAUGAUGUUGAAUAUCCUACAUUUCGUGACGCAUGUUACGCCUUAGGAUUAUUAGCUGAUGAUAAGGAAUUCUUAGAUGCAAUUACAGAAGCAAAUGAAUUAGCAUCAGAAUUGGAGAAACUACUGCAUAUGAAUGGAAGAUCUUUAAAAGGUUAUCCAUGCCUACCAUUUCCACACUUAUUUGAUGACUCCCAAUUUGAGAACAAAUUUGUAGCGGAUGAAUUGAAUUAUGAUAAAGCUGAAAUGGAAGAUUUGCACAAAUCAUUACUCAAUUCAUUAACUGUUGAACAACAUAAGAUAUACAAAUCCAUAAUGGAUGUAGUUAUGAAUAGAGCUGGAGGUCUCUUUUUCUUAUAUGGUUUUGGAGGUACUGGUAAGACCUAUCUGUGGAAUACAUUAUCAGCUGUUGUUAGGGCACAAGGGUUGAUUGUAUUAAAUGUUAUUUCAAGUUGUAUUGCUUCUUUGCUUUUACCUGGUGGCAGAACUGCACAUUCUAUGUUUUCUAUUCCAAUUUCUAUAAAAGAGAGUUCAACUUGCAAUGUAUCACAAGGUUCUUUAAAGGCAGAGUUGUUACAAAAAACAAGUUUGAUCAUAUGGGUUGAAGCACCCAUGCUCAAUAAAUGGUGUUUUGAAGCAUUGGACCGGACUUUAAAUGAUAUAAUGAAGUCGCAUCAAAGUGUUGAUAGUGGCAUGCCUUUGGGGGUAAAGUGGUGGUUUUGGGCGGAGAUUUUAGGCAAAUUUUGCCAGUUAUUCAGAAAGGAAGUCGUUCUGAAAUUGUUAGUGCCACAAUCAAUUCGUCUUAUCUUCAGAAGCAAUGUCGUGUGCUAA
Lotus japonicus is the source of this 1413-nucleotide messenger RNA. RefSeq lists its product as uncharacterized. The record is from RefSeq and is a predicted model, not a curated record. Gene Ontology annotation, molecular function: DNA helicase activity. Gene Ontology annotation, biological process: DNA repair; telomere maintenance. NCBI's taxonomy places the organism in Eukaryota, Viridiplantae, Streptophyta, Magnoliopsida, Fabales, Fabaceae. The transcript is spliced from 2 exons. Bases 1 to 1413 code for a protein of 470 amino acids.